AAACCCGGACGAGGAAACACCAAAAUGGCGUUUGACGAAGAGGAAGGUAUUGUUGUUGUCUUAAUAUGUGAUUUUAAUCCACGCGUACACGUACACACAUAUGUCGUGUAAUAUAGUAAACAUAUUUAAUAAUUGUUUGUAUCUGGACACAAUAAUCCAAGCGCACUUUGACGCGUCUCGGGUUAGCUUAGUAUGCUAGCUGUUAGCACAUAGCCGUAGAAGUUGUCAACACAUUGUUAAGCGGAGAUAAAGUGUGAAAAUGGAACUUUCUCCAACAAAAGAGGAGAACGAGCGACAACAUCAAGUACUGGGCAUUGUUUUCAAGAAGCAUAGCAGAGCAGAUGUCAGUGAAGAAUAUCUUCACAAAGAGCAACAGGGGUGGAGAUCUAGAAUGGAGCAGAAGGAGCUGCAGACCUCCUACAUUAAAAAGGAAGAAGAGGAGCAGCAGCCUCCCCACUUUAAAGAAGUACAGAAGGAACCACGUCACAUCCACAUUAAAGAGGAAGCAGAGGAGCCACAGCCCUUCCAAAUUAAAGAGGAAGUAGAGGAGCUACAGCCCUUCCAAAUUAAAGAAGAGGAGGACGAUUACAGAAUCAGCCAGGAAGGAGAGUAUCUUCAAGGAGUGGAGGAGUUCCCUGUGAUGUCUGUUACUGUCAAGAGUGAAUAUGAUGAAGGUGAGAUGAGCGAAUCGGAACCUCCAAGCGGCAGCUCGGCUCAACACAAAACAACAGAAGCUGAGGAUGGAGACCACUGUGGAAGAUCACAAGCACACAGCCUCAUCGCUCCGCUCUCAGAUAGUGACGACACAACGUCACACUCUCCCGACACGGACGACGAAGACUCUAAAGCUGAUAAAACAUGUCGUACUUACAACACACAUUUUAAAUGCUCUCAAUGUAGUAAAACUUUUAAUGACCGUAGUAAUCUGAAAAUGCAUAUGAGAAUACACACAGGAGAGAAACCAUUCACUUGUUUGGUGUGUGGUAAAAGUUUUACUCAGAAAUCAAGUCUGACAGCACACACGAGGACACACACUGGAGAGAAACCCUUCAGUUGCUCAGUUUGCGGUAUAACAUUCUCACAAAAGUUUUCAAUUGUGUCGCACAUGAGAACGCACACCGGAGAAAAACCUUUUUGUUGUUCCGUUUGUGGUAAACAAUUCUCUCACAAUAGCAGUAUGGUAAAACACAUGAGAACGCACACAGGAGAGAAACCUUUUAGUUGUUCAGUUUGCGGUAAAAGCUUCACUGUGAAGGUAAACAUGGUGUCGCACAUGAGAACGCACACCGGAGAAAAACCUUUUAGGUGCUCAGUUUGCGGGGAACGGUUCUCCCGAAAGUCAAACAUGGCAUCACAUAUGAUAACACACACAGGAGAAAAACCUUUCAGUUGCUCAGCUUGUGGUAAAAGAUUCUAUGACAAAAGUAGCAUGGUGAAACACAUGAGAACACACACGGGGGAGAAACCUUUUAGUUGUACGCUUUGUGGUAAAAGUUACUCGUAUAAGACAAGUUUAACAGCCCACAUGUUGACACACAAUGGAGAAUAAAUAUUUUUUUUGCGGAUUUUGCUAAAAGAUGGUCAAAUCAUAGAAGUCACCUUUAGUGUGUGUAUACCACCAGAUGCCCUCAAGACUUGACCCAUGUUGAUACAAUACCUGGUAAAUAUCGUAUGUCUGAAAAUGUGCCUCAUUGUCUUUUAUUUCAAUAUGUCAGAUAUAAAAAAUACAUUUUGCUGUGAAACUUUAGUAAUAAAGUUUAUUUCAUCAAUCUGAGAACAGCAUCAUAUCAACGGGUGUCCCAAUUCCGAUAUGAUAUCUAUAUUGCAUAUAUAUAAUCUUCUGGCAGUAUCUACCAAUACGAAUAUGA
Molecule: messenger RNA, 1868 nt
Organism: Doryrhamphus excisus (bluestripe pipefish)
Lineage: Eukaryota; Metazoa; Chordata; Actinopteri; Syngnathiformes; Syngnathidae
Source: RefSeq, a predicted model, not a curated record